Messenger RNA from Musa acuminata AAA Group (dessert banana), 1131 nucleotides. RefSeq names its product expansin-A2-like. NCBI's taxonomy places the organism in Eukaryota, Viridiplantae, Streptophyta, Magnoliopsida, Zingiberales, Musaceae. The transcript is spliced from 3 exons. The coding region runs from base 59 to 826 and encodes 255 amino acids. Gene Ontology annotation, biological process: plant-type cell wall organization. The record is from RefSeq and is a predicted model, not a curated record. Gene Ontology annotation, cellular component: extracellular region.
UCGCUUCACAACCCAACCAACCACUUCUCCCCUUUCUGCUUGCUCACCCACGGCUCCGAUGGCUAAGCCUAUCUCCUCCCUCUCCGAUGCCCUCUUCUUCCUGAUGUCGUCCUUCGGCUUCUUCAUAUCAGGAGCCGUGGGAAACUCCUACGGGUGGCAGAACGCCCAUGCCACGUUCUAUGGUGGCGGCGACGCCUCCGGCACUAUGGGCGGGGCUUGUGGCUAUGGCAACCUCUACAGCCAAGGGUACGGGACCAACACCGCGGCCCUCAGUACCGCGCUCUUCAACGAUGGGCUCAGCUGCGGCUCUUGCUACGAGAUGCGGUGCGCCGAUGACCCCCGGUGGUGCCUCCCGGGAUCCAUCGUCGUCACCGCCACCAACUUCUGUCCUCCCAACAACGCCCUCCCCAACGACAACGGCGGCUGGUGCAACCCUCCGCUGCAACAUUUCGACCUCGCCGAGCCGGCCUUUCUCCAGAUAGCGCAGUACCGUGCCGGCAUCGUCCCCAUCUCCUUCCGCAGGGUGCCCUGUGUGAAGAAGGGAGGCAUAAGGUUCACCAUCAAUGGUCACUCCUACUUCAACCUGGUGCUGAUCACCAACGUGGGCGGGGCCGGCGACGUGCACGCGGUGUCGAUCAAAGGGUCGAAGACGGGGUGGCAGACGAUGUCGCGCAACUGGGGCCAGAACUGGCAGAGCAACUCGUACCUGGACGGGCAGAGCCUCUCGUUCCAGGUGACGACCAGCGACGGCAGGACGAUCACCAGCUACAACGUGGCGCCCGCCGGGUGGCAGUUCGGCCAGACCUUCCAGGGAGGGCAGUUCUAGGAGCGCCAGCGGCCGGGGCUCGUAGCCGCACAUUGCCGUUUAAGAUCGAGACAGGUAUGGAGAUACGGGAGGACAAGGCUUCUUUAGGCAGAGGCCUUUUGAACCUGGUUGAAGGCAGAGGUGGCUUCCUUAGCACCCGCUGAGGCCUAAGUAUAUGAUUAUACAUUACAGAGUGAUAGUGAGUGAUGUACACAAUACAAAAUCCUCCACAGCCAUAUGAUUUUGCUGGGAGAUUGUAUCACCUGCAUGCAGUGUAUCUUAUUUCUUCUACUGUUGCAUAAUUUAAAGGUCAUGAUUUGUAAGAA